Molecule: messenger RNA, 1447 nt
Organism: Lobosporangium transversale
Lineage: Eukaryota; Fungi; Mortierellomycota; Mortierellomycetes; Mortierellales; Mortierellaceae
Exons: 7
Coding region: 66-1430 (454 amino acids)
Biological process (GO): ubiquitin-dependent protein catabolic process
Cellular component (GO): cytoplasm
Molecular function (GO): ubiquitin conjugating enzyme binding; ubiquitin binding
Source: RefSeq, a predicted model, not a curated record
AUUUUCUUCUCUUUUUUCCAAAACCAACAUUCUUAAUUCUUUCAUUUCAACAGCCACACGCAUUCAUGUCAUCUCCAGGCAAGGACUUCAACUCGGAGGGCGAUGUUCGUCCUCCUUCUGACCUCAAUGUUCUCCCUGACUCUGAGACGCCUGCCACUCUAAAUGUUGUGUCGCCCGCGACUGAAGUGGCGGCUUCGAAGAAGCCUCCAGGAUCACCACAAGUAACGGCGGAGGAUUCGUUCCAUGAAGACGCAGGCAACCUCGAACUGCACUCUAGUGUCGCUCAACCAGGCGCGACUACGAAUGAUAAUGCUCCCGCCGAUACACAACAAUCGAACGGAAGUGCAACAGUUGUCCCUGUUGCCCCUGUUGCCCCUCUUGCCUCUGUUGCCUCUGUUGCCCCAAUUACCCAAACAACAACUACCGCCCCAGCAACAGCAGAAGUGCCUACAGAUGGUAAUAUAACGACGCCUGCUGCUUCUGAGAGAGAAGCCAAGCUCGCUAUCUUGACUGAGGCUUUUCCAACAGUGGAGAAGGAGGUUUGUGAGUUUGUGUUGGAGAGCCACCGUGGGAAUGUUGAAGCAAGCAUCAAUGCUCUUCUUGAGAUCUCCGACCCCGAGUUUCGGCCAGAGCCACAACAAGCUGUUGUGCCCCCACAUCUCGCUCCUGCUCCAACUUCUAACGCAACUGUCUCAAAUGUUCCCCCGGCGUUGCCUCGCCGUCAAACCCAUGAUAGUUUGACCCAGGGUGUAGACAAUUUAAGUCUUGGACAGAAUCAGAAUCAGAAUCAGAACAGACCACAGGCAGAACUUGAUCCUAUUUUCUUGGCAUCAACAUCCACCUCCGAGCAGCAAUUGCGCGCCGACGAAGACUAUGCUCGUACUUUGGCAGCAAUGGAAGAAUAUAGAGCUCGCGAAAGGCAGAAUGUUCAUAAUCAACAGGGCCAACAGCAAAAUCAUCAAGAGCAGGAGGGACCAUCAUUCACUCAAGAGUUUAAAGAACUCAUGGAUGAGGAACUUCCCAAGAUUAAAGAGCGGUUUAAUGUGGCUGCAGACACUACCAAGAAAAAGGUCACUGAAUGGUACAACCAAUUCAAGGCAUCCAGAGCUGAGGCAGCUCAGAGAAACAAUCAACAUCAAAAUCAGCAGCAGGAUAGUGAACACUGGCUAAGGCAUGACGAUGCGAACCCAACUCGAUACGAGUCCCGUCUAGACGAUGACGCACCUCUUGCUCACAACAGGACGACUCCUCCUUUGAGUGGCAGCGGCUCCACUCCCCCUCUUCCAGCUAGACCUUACGAUAUCAAUAGCCAACCAUUAGCGUCUGAGGCGACGGAGCCUGUUUCGAAUUCAACAAAUACUCGCCGUACCACUCUUGAGGAUGAACUUGACACUGCAAUGAAUACCCAAACGACCCCAAGACGACUUUAAAAAAAAAGAAAAAAAAA